Microdochium trichocladiopsis is the source of this 1065-nucleotide messenger RNA. RefSeq names its product alcohol dehydrogenase GroES-like domain-containing protein. The record is from RefSeq and is a predicted model, not a curated record. The transcript has 7 exons. The coding region runs from base 1 to 1065 and encodes 354 amino acids. NCBI's taxonomy places the organism in Eukaryota, Fungi, Ascomycota, Sordariomycetes, Xylariales, Microdochiaceae. Gene Ontology annotation, molecular function: zinc ion binding; oxidoreductase activity.
AUGACACUUCCGGAAACCAUGAACGCAGUCGUCUUCGACGGGCCCCUGAGGGUGUCUGUCCAGAAGCGACCUGUGCCGAAGUUGCAGGAUGCUGGUGACAUUAUUGUCAAGGUAUCUGCAACGGCGCUCUGUGGCUCGGAGUUGCACACUUUCCGCGGGCACCAGCCUUCCGACACUGGCUUCAUCAUGGGCCAUGAGUUCUCCGGUGUGAUCGUCGAGGCCGGCUCAGCCGUAAAGAGUGUCCAGGUUGGCGACAAGAUCGUCUCGCCUUUCACAACAUCUUGUGGCGAGUGCUUCUACUGCAAAAUUGGAUGCUCUUCUCGCUGCGCCAAGAGCAAGCUUCUUGGUUCCUCAGUGCUUGACGGGGCACAGGCCGAGUAUAUACGCAUUCCUGACGCCGACGGAACUGUUGUCAAAGCUCCGGCAGAGAUUGACGACAAGGCUCUGGUGUUGAUGGCAGAUAUCUUCCCGACCGGUUUCUUUGGUGCCACGAACGCCUUCAAGGCAAUUGGCACUCAGCCCGCAUCGGACGUCACGGCAGUGGUUAUCGGUUGCGGCCCUGUAGGUCUCUGCGCGAUUGUGUCCGCACUCGAGCACAAGCCCAAGCAUCUUUUCGCCAUUGACGGCGUGGACAGCCGCUUGGAGCUUGCCAGAAGCCUGGGAGCAGAGCCGCUCAACUUUGUCAAAGACAAGCAGCGCGUCGUCGACCGCAUAAAGGAGGUGACUGACGGCAGAGGUGCUGAUGUCGUGAUUGAGGUUGUCGGUCUGAGCCCUGCCCUCCGUACUGCUUACGACGUGAUUCGACCUUUUGGCUUCAUCAGCAGCAUUGGCGUCCAUAACGCAGAGAUUCCAUGGGACGGGAACGAAGCGUACAACAAGAAUGUGCGUCUGCAGAUGGGCCGCUGCCCUGUACGCUCGAUUUUUGCGGACGCCCUCAAAGUCCUGGCGAAGAACCAAGACCUCUUUGGAUUCAUGUUUGAGAAAAUCAUGCCCCUGACGGACGCCGUCGAGGGGUAUAAACUGUUCAAUGAGAUGAAAGUCCAGAAGGUCAUCUUUACUCCCUGA